Echinops telfairi (small Madagascar hedgehog) is the source of this 10860-nucleotide messenger RNA. It is a transcript of the gene RORA, whose product is annotated as RAR related orphan receptor A. NCBI's taxonomy places the organism in Eukaryota, Metazoa, Chordata, Mammalia, Afrosoricida, Tenrecidae. Gene Ontology annotation, biological process: negative regulation of inflammatory response; regulation of transcription by RNA polymerase II. Gene Ontology annotation, molecular function: nuclear receptor activity; RNA polymerase II cis-regulatory region sequence-specific DNA binding; zinc ion binding. The record is from RefSeq and is a predicted model, not a curated record. The transcript has 9 exons. Gene Ontology annotation, cellular component: nucleus.
AUGGCUGACAUUAAUGACAGCCCAAUGCUGCACAGUCACUCCGUGUUUUCAUUUCAGAAGAGCUUCAAAACCACGGAGCCCUUUCAAGUCGUCUUCUUUUACUGCGAAACUAGAAACCAGGCCGGCGAUGACUUUUGGUGUUUAAAAGAAAAUGUAAUUAACUGGUUGCGUGCUUCUGUUGCAGCUCAAAUUGAAAUUAUUCCAUGCAAGAUCUGUGGAGACAAAUCAUCAGGAAUCCAUUACGGUGUCAUUACAUGUGAGGGCUGCAAGGGCUUCUUCCGAAGGAGUCAGCAAAGCAAUGCCACCUACUCCUGUCCGCGGCAGAAGAACUGUUUGAUCGAUCGGACUAGUCGGAACCGGUGCCAGCACUGUCGAUUACAGAAAUGCCUUGCCGUCGGGAUGUCUCGAGAUGCCGUCAAAUUUGGCCGCAUGUCGAAAAAGCAGCGAGACAGCUUGUACGCCGAAGUGCAGAAGCACCGGAUGCAGCAGCAGCAGCGCGACCACCAGCAGCAGCCCGGGGAGGCCGAGCCACUGACGCCCACCUACAACCUUUCGGCCAACGGGCUGACGGACCUGCACGAUGACCUCAGCAACUACAUCGACGGGCACACCCCCGAGGGCAGCAAGGCAGACUCUGCGGUCAGCAGCUUCUACCUGGACAUCCAGCCUUCGCCGGACCAGUCGGGUCUGGACAUCAAUGGUAUCAAACCAGAGCCGAUAUGUGACUACACACCAGCAUCGGGCUUCUUUCCCUACUGUUCCUUCACCAACGGAGAGACUUCCCCCACCGUGUCCAUGGCAGAGUUAGAACACCUGGCACAGAAUAUAUCCAAGUCACACCUGGAGACUUGCCAAUACUUGAGGGAAGAGCUUCAGCAAAUAACGUGGCAGACCUUCCUGCAGGAGGAGACUGAAAACUAUCAAAACAAGCAGCGGGAGGUGAUGUGGCAGUUGUGUGCCAUCAAGAUCACAGAGGCGAUCCAGUAUGUGGUGGAGUUUGCCAAGCGCAUUGAUGGCUUUAUGGAACUGUGUCAGAAUGAUCAGAUCGUGCUUCUGAAAGCAGGUUCUCUGGAGGUGGUGUUCAUCAGAAUGUGCCGUGCCUUUGACUCGCAGACGAACACCGUCUACUUUGAUGGGAAGUACGCUAGCCCGGAGGUCUUCAAAUCCUUAGGUGAGAACACUGCACGGGGCUUGCUCUUUACAUCAGGGCUGGAAAGGUGUCUCCACACCACGUUGGAGGAACAUUAAGUGUGUCACUUUUCAUGUUUAGAUCGCUCAUGGCUGCAGGAAAAGGUAAAAAUUGAAAAGCUGCAACAGAAAAUCCAGCUAGCUCUUCAGCACGUCCUACAGAAAAAUCAUCGAGAGGACGGGAUACUGACAAAGUUAAUAUGCAAGGUGUCGACAUUACGAGCCUUAUGCGGACGGCAUACGGAGAAGCUCAUGGCGUUUAAAGCAAUAUACCCGGACAUUGUGCGACUUCACUUUCCCCCGUUGUACAAGGAGUUGUUCACUUCCGAAUUUGAGCCAGCGAUGCAGAUUGACGGGUAAAGGUAAUCGCCCGAGCACGUGUAGAGUGUCUGAAGUAGCAACCGGAAAAGCAAACAAAACAAAGCGAACCUGAGACACUUCCUAUGGCCCUGCACAGACCUGGCACGCCAUCCCCCUGCGCACCUGCUCGUGAUCAGGGUCAGGCCAAGGAGGGAAACCAUGCCGCCAGUCCAAGUCGAACUUGUUUUUCUCACGCAUAUGAUUUCCAUUAUACCCACAGAUACGGACCCUUUUUCUGUCUCAGCUUCUUGACCGUUGACCUCUGUUUACCCAGAAGGAGGGUACCAACGUGGGGGAAGCCCCUUUUCUUGUAGCUCACUGCCCACAGACUUUCUCCAGCGUCCCCCAUCCGUCCGUCUGUCCGGAGCAGCAGGGUCCAGCCAUCGUCAGUGGCCGGUGUGCAGCGCGGAGGUUGCGGCAUUACUUUGCACAACUUGCUCUUUGUUUCAUGAAGGAAGUUUUUGUGUGUGUGCGUCCGCUUUUGUUUUGUUUUGUUUCGUUUCGUUUUGCUCACUGAUUAUUGCCAGCUGCAGGACGGCAUGAAAAGUGUCCACAGCACUAGCAACAGUCGCAUUAUAAUAUAUUACAGGGUAAAUGGGCAUGAAGACUAUAUAUAGCUAAAAGAGAUCUUGUUUAUAUUAUUGUUUUAAUUAAUAUAAAAUGUAGUUACUGGUGUAGCUUUUCCUGUUGAAUUGAGAUGAGGCACUUUCGUUUUGCACCUUCUUCUUUGAGUGGAAUACUAGGGUGUUCACUGUCAUGUCGCAUGUGCACCAGAAACACAAGUUUAACUGAGAAGGCUUGGAAGGUAUGCCGGGAGAGGUUUAUGCUGCUGUGUACAGACUUCCUUUUCAAAGACUGGCUGGUCAUAUCUAGAAAUCACCAUGUUGAGUUUUCCUUUUUCCUUUUUUAAUCGAUAGACAUGAAUUUAGAAGUGGAACUCUCUCUAAAUUGUGCUUUGCUUUUGGGUAAGCUUCCGAGUCGAUGUGUUUAUGCUUCAUACAAAGCUGAAUCUUCUGUAGAGGUUGGGUUUGCCCUCACACGCUCGCCGGGGAGCGGGGCGUGGGGGCAACGCUCUUUUCAAUGGUACCUCCUGGUGGAGGUCCAGGAAAGGCUCGUUGUGCCGUUUCCUAGGGAAAAGGACUUGGUCUCAGUUUGGAAUCCUUAACACUUUGAGAGCAAAUCAGUCACGAAUAUUUAUUAGAAUCUAGCUUCUUUAAGUUUUUUAUUUUAAGAAGGAUCCAAAGAUUUUACCAGGAGCAGACGCACACCCCACCCAGGGGGACAUGAAGCAUUACUUGGUGGGUGAAUCUGUUUCAGAGCGUGUCCCAGAGCGGACUAAUUCUACACCAGCUGCCUGGCAGUGUGGCAGUUUCCGUGUAUCGCUCCUCAAGACACGGAUGGGGAGGGUGAGGAAGGCACAGAGAGUGUUGAAUAGGCUUUCUCUUAUUUACACGAUAAGUAUUUUAAACCUUUAACGUGAAGUUGAUGCUGGCUGCAAGCCGUUGCUUUUGUGUUUAUCUUCACGAGAAAACUGUGGACGGUAACUUAUUUUAUUAAAUGUGUUGAAGAUUGUUCCGUUGUUGUGUGCAAGUGAGGCUGAUUGAUUUGUUUUAGUUUGAUCUUCUGGAGUUUUUUAUGGUCCCCAGUUCGGGAGCGGGGAAUGCAGCAGUCUUAUGUACGUGCAGGUGCGCGUGUUGUAGAGAGAGCGUGACCUUUUAGGAACCGGAGCAUUUCGAGUAUGUUAUUCCCGCCAGGGAUAGGAUUGAAGCUGCUGGUCAGACCCCCACAGCCACGUUUGUACAGACAGGAAACAUCAUCCCCUGGCCUAGAGGUGGGAGCUUCCAAGUAACCCUUUACAACCCAGGAAGUAUCUCUCCUGCCACUUGGGUCCCUCCUGAGUUUUCCCCAGGACUUGGGCCUCCUGAUGUCAGACUGGAUUCCCAGCCUGGGUUCCCCAAAGCCCUCACUGUGCUUUAAACUCCACUGACUUUUUAACAUAUUUCCAAAGGGACUUGGCAGAAGGAAGGAAUGAUUUACUCAGAAGCAUGUAUGAAGCCUAAAUAACAUCUCAGUCUUUUGCUGUUGUUGUUUUUCCCAAAAAAUAGAGUAAGAGUUUAACCAUAAAUAGAAGACGAAAGUAAUAUUUACUUAAAUUUCUUACAGAUAUAUAAAACUUUAUGUGUUUAUAUAGAGAGGUUAAGUGUCAGCAUAUAGUAUUUAUAUCUGGGUAAAAAGGGUUAAAUAAAAUUGCUUAAAAUUUAAGUAAGCAUAGUUCCUUUAAAAGACAAAUAAUAUUUAUACUCUAGGAAGAGUUCUAAGCUUAGUUCCGUUAUUUAUUUGUCCAUUGUAUUCUAUUCUUUGUUCUUCGGAGUAAAAUGUGUUUGGUUUGGGGGUGGGCGUCUUGUUUUGUUUUGUUGUGGGUCAUUCCAAUUCACAAAAUUUGGGAAUGGUUUUCUUCAAGUUCAUUAACUUCUUUUUAACCAAAGCUUUCUGAAUAUGACCAGCCUCAGGUGCUAGCUAGCGCAUUAAAGAGCAACUAAACUCAUUUCAGCGUUCACUCUGAGAUGGCCAGCGUUAGGAGAACUGCAAAGAGGGUGAGAGAGAACUUAACGUGGAACUUAAACCGCACUCCUUUGCCAGGAAGGAGUUUGUAUGGACUUAAUGCAAAAAGAACAGAAGAGCUGUUCCAGUCUCAAUAAAGGUCACUUCCUGUGACACUGGUUUUAGAGUUAACCAGGGAAGAGUGUUGUAAUCCUGCUACUGGGUCUGAGAGAAGAACAAGGUUCAUCGGCUAUGUAGGAACAGAACCGUGGGGAUGUGCUAGGUGUGAUGAGUAUUCGGAUCUACAUUGGGAACUAAAGUGAAACCAUAAUUCUGUCAGAAAAAAAAAAUUACAGGGUCCAGAAAAUUAUGUGGAAAAUGUUGUGUUUUUUUUUCUUCCUUGUUAUAGAAACACCUAUAAAAAGACUUGGUGGCGCCAAGUUACAACUAGAGUUUCCGAAAUGUAUACACCCCCUAGUCUUUCCAGGAUUGGAACGAUGUCGCUGUCGUCUUGGCUGCUAUAAGGCAUUUGUACUUUCUUUUUUUAAGGUAGGGUCCAUGAGACUGGGAGAAAGCCGGAAUACGGUCUCUCGCCGCGGUGUCCGAAUAGUCGUGCCACCGUGUGGAGAACUGGCCCCGGGCACAGUGAAAAGAAAAGUGCGGAUGAAAGUGCUUUUGGACAGUUUGUAAAUUGCAUUAAAGCUAUGAUUUUUUUUUUAAGUGUUCAGCAUCCUAAUUUGUGUGAAGGCUACAGAUGUUCCCCGUCUCUGGCACCCUAGUUCACCCAUCCUCACAUACGGAAGACAUGACUUUUGACACUGCUUCUAAGUUUGGUUGUUCUUGAGGGUGUGGAUUCCCAGAUCUCUGUGAGUGUGCGGUGGGGUGAGGUGAGGAGUGAGCACACGCGUGUGUAUGUACUCGCGUGUGCACACGCAUGUGCGUGCGUGUGCUGUGCGUGCGCCAGACUGCUUUUUAGGCUACUACGUGUCAAUGGAAAAAUAAAAUGUAUUCGAAACACUUAAAUCAAAACUUAAAGAUGGAAAAAAAAAAAAAGAUUUAUUCUAUACAAAGCCUUGUCUGGACCACUUUAGAGAGACUUCUAUUUUUUUAACCCUUCUAUAAAUAUUUGAUGGCACUUUUCCUGCAAUAAAAUGUGAUUUGUGUAAAGAAAAAAAAAAGAUUUUGUAAUGUGAAACAAUGAAAGAAAGUAAUGUAAUUUUCUAAAAAAAAAAAAGAUACAAAACCAACAAACUUUGUAUUAUUUUCUUGAUGGAAUUUUGUCUGUCUGUCUUUGGGAAACUUUUAUUUCACUACAUGUGCCAUGGUAGAUAGAGGUGUGUUUCGUUUUCGACUAAGGAAUAGAUGUGUGUGUUCCGACAUUCCCACGCGCUAACCCACCUCGCACGGUCCUUUCGUGAGGAGGUUGGAGAAGUCGUCUGUCCUCAGCCUCCCUCGCCCUCGCCGCUUGUUUGCACGUGUUCUUCCUGCCUCUCUAGUGCAAUAUGUACAUAGAGCACUUGCGGGUGUACCUUGAUCCCUCAGGGAAAAAAUACAUAUUUGUACAGUGUUUUGGGUUAUUGUUCUUGUUUCGGUUUGUUUGCCUUUUUUGGUCGCGGGCUAAGGAAUGUCGACUGACAUCACGUGUUGAGGGGCAGCCAGAUAAUGAUCCGAAAUCCACUGUUUCCAACAUUGAGUGUGUCAAUCACGUGUCCUUCUAGUGCUGUUCGUUUAAGAUAAUAAUAAGUUUUAAGUUAUUUUCUGACAGUUCUUUGUGCUGAUAGGUGAGAAAGACUGAGAGAGAGAGAGAGAGAAGGGUAAAUAAGCACCUUAUGAUUGACUUACUGUGAAUGACAAUCCAUCUUGCUAUCAACAAUAAAAGCCCUAUCAUUUUGGAGUUGGGGUUAAGAGUCAGAAACCAUGUGCUCAGGGAUCUUCUAAAACUCUUCAAACAGGGUGGCCAGUACUACUGGGACAAAUUGUGUGGUGUUUCCUUUCUUAUCAUAAUGACAAUAAUACUAUCCCUCCAAGGCACAAGUGAGUUGUGUAGCACUGGGGGGGUGUGUGUGUAGGGGGGGUGAGUGUAAACUUCUUACUAUCUCUUUGUGUUGAGUUUGACAUGUAGUGUGCUGUUUGGUCUUGUGUGCUUGGAAAUUGCGAAUCACUUCCAAAGCAGUAUAAAGUCACGCCAGUUAUGUUCAAAAGAUAAACCCAUAGCUGAAGUCGGGACAGAAAGCCGCCACUCAAAAUGCAGUCCCACUUUUUGCCAUUUGCCAAGCUCUACUCUUAAUAAAAUAUUUUUCCCGAGGAUAUUUAAAGCAUUAUGUGUCAAAAGCUAUUUCAAAUUCUAAUUCUACAUACUAUGAAUUUUUAAAAAGUUGUUAAAAACCAGUGGUCAUAUGAGAGACCCAUCUGUGUAGUGAGGUAGGUAAAAAAUGACACACUUGUUGGUUUAAAUGCCAGUAAUUACUAUUGUUUGCCCUCUGUCCUCAUAUAGGGGUGGAGGGGGGGAAACAAAAAUCCCUGUAAGUACAAUACUGCUUCUACUAGUACAUUCAUGGUCUGUACCUGUUAAUUCAGAGGCUGGUGUUGAAAAAAGAAACCUACUCGUAUUAUAACAACUACAACCAGCUUAUAGGAUGCAGUUCACAGUGUUGAAAUACAGUCCUGUUUGCAUAUUCUCAUUUAUUUUUCCCAUCAUGUCAGUGACCCUUGGGGUUCUUGUUGACUUUAAUUGUUCCACACCUGAACCAUGUAGUCAGAGGAAAUGUUACAUAGUUUCUCAUUACCAAAAGAACUUCCAUGCUUUACAGAUCAAAAAGAUACCUUCACCUUGUUUUGUCUAAGAAAAACAGAGAAAAUGGCACACACCACCUAUGCAUAGAUAGGCGGAUUAUUGAAGGGUUUUUUUCUAGUGUUAUUACAUAUGAGUGUCACUUCUGACUUGCAAAAGGAACCCCGUAAAAUAAUGUGAUAGGAUGGAUCAAAUUGUGUGCCAAGAACUGCCCUGGCAUUAGUAAAUCUUGAUCUGUUGCUAAGAGUCCCUGACCAGGUCUUCAUUUUAACCCCCAAAUGCUAGUAUUCUUCAAAAGUUUGAUAGAUUUAAGGGGGUGGGAGGUGAGGGCGGAGGUUUUCUGACUGUCUGAUUGUGAGGCGGGCACAGGAUGAGCAUCCAUGCCUUCCCAGGGCAGUUGACUUCACUUUGGGGUCCGUUUGCUCCUUUGUUUGCUUGUUUGCUCAUUUGUUUAGAUGAGUUCAGUUUUGUCAGGCUCUCAGAUGAUUUUAAAAGGAACCCAGAAGCCUGGCUUCAUCCCAAGCCACCAUCACAGACGGGGGGGAUGUCCAUGUUCACCCAGACCCUCAGAACCUAAAGCAAUAAAUACUUUCUGUCAUUUAUGUGUCCGUGAAUGACGGGAUCUUCAAUCCAAAUAGAAACCAUCCUUCUUGUCGAGUGAUGCCAUGGAACACGGAGCCCUGAAUGGCCAACACGCAGGGGAAGAUUGGCAAAGGAGGUCUAGAGAAUGUGCGCUUGCUGUUUACACUCCAUGUGCUUUGCCACAUGAAGCAGUACCCCAUUUCCUUGUCUUUGUUCCUUCUGAGACCUAAUGAAAGGUAGUACGCCCGCCAUUAGCUUUGACAUACUGCACAUGCCACGAGGUUGUUCUCGAAGAACAACGAGACCCUCCCCAGUGUGUGUGUGUGUGUGUGUGUGUGUGUGUGUGUGUGUGUGUGACUCCUUUCUCACUCGUUCUGACUUUAAUGUGGAUGAAGAUUAUUCCCAGGAACUUGAUUGUCCUGGAGCGGAUUGCAGGUGUAAAUGCAGAUAGGUCUUGAGCAAUAUAGUGAAUCUGAGUUCACAAAAAAAAUUCGUAUGUACUGUACACACCUUCCUGAAUCCGAAAGGCUCUUCUUAUCCACGAUGGUUUGAAAUCUCAUGGAAAACAGUGGUCAAUUUGUAAACAGUAGGACAUUAGCUGGCUGCUUCUUUAAAUGUACUUGUAUUGUCUGCCUGCUCCUUUUAGGGAGAUGUGUUUUUGUAUUGGAUGUUUGGGCCAAUGGGAGGCUUCAAGCUACAGCAUAUUUUCCCAGUUUAAAUAUAUUUAACAUAUGACAAACCCCAGACAAGGCUUUUGAUAUGUAUAAAGAACUGCAGUGUUAGGUGGUUUAUUUGCAAACCGUUUUAAUGUUGUCCAUUUUUAUGGCACCUUUAACAAUAUUCUUGUUUCCAAAGUACAAAAAAAAAUAGGUUAAAUAAUCUAGCCAUAACUGAAUGUCAAGCAAUAAAACAAAUGACUUUUGUGCAUAGAUUUAAAAAAAAAUACAAAUUUUAGACAUCUGCAUGUAAAUGCAACCUCUUGUUUACUGCUUUCUUCAACUUGAGCAAUUGAUUCCUUAUUUACUCUUAACUUAAGGACUUGUAAUGGCCUGUAAACAUUUUCUCUUACUCUCCUUUCAGAUUUACCUUUGUCUCUGCUUUUGGGUCAUAAUAUUUAAUGUUGUUCUGCACAUCUCUAUACAGUUAACUUUUUGGCUUUCAUUCUGUAUAGAUAAGAAAAUGUUAUAUUAUAAACAGCCUACUCAGUGCAAAUAUUUAUCUGUUGAUCAAAUACCACAAUAUGCUGUAUAAUACCGGUUUUACUAUAUAAUCUAUUUUAGACAUAGCUGUUUAGAACUAGAGUGUGCUAUUUUUGUGUUUUUCUGAUGUGUGGUGCUAGAUAAGUUACUUUUGUGAACAACAACAACAAAAAACCCCUUUUAUUCCUAGAAAAUACCACCUUUGGGUCUUGUUAAUUUCACUGAGUAUAACUAUAUAUUUGUGUAUAUAUAUACAUAUAAAUAUAUAUAUAUAUAUAUACAUAUACCUGUGCCCAACUGGCAGCUGUAUCAGAGUGCUGGAUUUGGGUCGUGCUUUUCUCUUUAAAUACAUAAUAUUAUAUAAAUUAUUCUAGAGUAUAUUUAAUUGGGAUAAAAUUACUUCCUUAGUAUUGAUAUUUGACAUCUGUAGGGUGAAUUUGUUUAUAAAUAUGGAUCUAUGAAAACGUAUCAGCUACUUUAUGUUUGCUACUUGGCUUAAUACCAUAUCGCCUAAGCUGAAAAACAAUGUGCCAGGCCUUUAAGACCCUAAAGAAACCCUCUACUGAACGGAGUAACGUGCUUUUUUGCCUCUUAUGAAGGGAUUGUGUUAUUAUCUGCUGACGGAGUUGCGUGCCUCGCUCCUUUGAUGGAUAUUAAGAGUCUGUACAAAAGCAGCCUCGGUGGCCUGGAGGCAGAAUAUCCCUUUCCCUUCCCCCUGGAGCCCUGUGUGGUGUAGCGAGGGAUCCCUUGCCAGGAUCUGGGCUAUCCAGCAAAACCCAACCAGGAUGUCCUGCACUGUUGAAUAACCUAAGCCAGUUCCAUGAACUGAGUGGAGGACUUUAAUUUUAAAAGUAAUGUAAUGGUGACCUUAAUUAAACUCUUUCAUCUAGUUUCCCAAGACUUCUGAGUGCUCUUAAAAAAUCAAUGCAUCUCAAAUAUCUAACUAAGGAUGUAGUUAACCUUCUUAAAUAUUGCUUAGAAUUGUUCUCCAAUAUUACCGAAUUUGUAAGAUCUUUAGCAAAGAUUUUUUGAGCAAUUUAUAAAUCUAGAGCAAAUGUUUCUGUUUACUGCACUUUUUGUAAUUGAAGGUGAUAAAUUCUCAAGCCACGAUGGUUGGCUUCCAUGCGCUGCAUACUCACCCAUAAUUCUAGACAGUUCCCAUUUCGGUGCAAGAGUUGCUGUUACCUUACUGGUACAUGCAAUCAUGUGUGGUUAAUGAGAGCGAGUGCUAGCAGGUUAGCCUUUUUUGACGUGAAUUGGCUGAAGUGUAGGGAGAAAUUUCUGUGAAUACAAAUCACAUCAUUCCAGAUGGCUUUACUUAGAACACGGUUGAAAUCCUUGGAGGGGUGGGGAGAAAGAAAAAGACACACACAUACACACACACACACACACACACACACAGAAUCCUAAGCCUCCCAGGGAUAGAGAUUGCAAUCUCUCCGAGUCUGCACAAUGGCCAGCACAUAUCCAUACUUAACUAAGGUUAAUUGCCAGCAAGUAUAUCCCUGGGUGGUUUUGGUAAAUUUAUAUAGUAUGCCAAGCCUUAUGGCAAACAAUUUCUUCUAUAACCAAAAAUUAAAGCCACAAUGAAAAAACAAACAUGACAUGCUGGCUCUACUUGUCUGUAGGUCUUGAGGAUUAAGCACACAAAGUUCACACAACUUGGUGAGUAACGACACUCAGCCUUCUGUAAAUAGACAUGCAAGUGUGGAAGCAGUAAUACUGGACUGUAUAUGCUGUUUGUUUUGUGUACAGUAUGUCAAAACAAAACAAAAAAUCUCCUUUUCUGCCACACUAAAAUUGCAAGCCAUGUAUGGGAAUCCUAAAAAUAGUAUUGUACUAAAACUUUGCUAAUGAUCUUUAUUAGAGGCUCAUCCAACUUUUCACUUACAUUGGGUUUUCCUGUCAAUUCACUCUUGCAGUAGUCUGCUUACUUCCAGCUGUUUGUUAUUUUAUUGCGUCCUGAAUUUAAAAAAAUAUUUUGAUUCAUUUUGUAAAUACAAGCUGUAAAAAACAGAGAGAUUUAAUGUUGUCUUUUAAAUACUCCAAUUUUCAUUCUAAUAUGAAUGUUGUUAUAUUGUACUUAGAAACUGUACCUUUAAUAUUACAUUACCUUUAUUAAAAGUGCAUUGAACACAUCAAUUUUAGAUGUGCUUUAUGUACGAGUAUCCUAUAAUAAAACUUCAGCUUCUAAUGGAA